Molecule: messenger RNA, 4352 nt
Organism: Sesamum indicum (sesame)
Lineage: Eukaryota; Viridiplantae; Streptophyta; Magnoliopsida; Lamiales; Pedaliaceae
Source: RefSeq, a predicted model, not a curated record
UAAUUGAUUUUUUAUCUAGAAUUCCUAGUCAUACGACAGCUAGUGCAUGCAGUCGAGGACUUUCAACUUUAGUGCAUGCAGUCGAAGCAAACAAGGACUUUCAGCUUGAUGCUAAGGCAAUCUCUUCAUUUGAUUAUUGUUUCAGACUGCUUGCCACUUGUCUAUCUCUUUUCUUGUAUUUUUGGUGAUUUUAGUCUAGACGUUAUGAAACUGAAAACAAGGAUGAAUUGUUUUCCUCUUUGUAUCUGAACUCUGAAGAGCUAUCAUAAUAUCUGAAGCAUCUGACUCAGUUAUCGGUCAUUACAUCACCAUCUGCAAAUAUACUCUGCAAAUCAGAAGUUGGAGGGUUACCCUUAAUUCACUGAUGGCCGGGGCUAGCCAUUCCCGCAAAGACACAAACAAUGAGCAAAGUGAAAAACAAGAAACAGGAACUAAUUCUCCCAGUAAACAAACAUCAGAUAGCAGCAGCAACGAGAAGACUAAUGUCGGCAAAGUUCCAUACCAUAAACUCUUCUCUUUUGCAGACCCUGCAGAUUAUGCACUGAUGGUCAUUGGUACGAUCACAGCUGUUGGAAGUGGAUUCUGUUUGCCUCUUAUGACUCUCUUAUUUGGAGAAUUAGCCAACUCUUUCGGACAGAAUGCAGAAACUAAAAGAGUUGUUAAUGAAGUUUCCAAGGUAUCUCUAAAGUAUGUGUAUCUUGCAUUGGGGUCAGGUGUUGCAGCAUCUUCCCAGGUGGCGUGCUGGAUGAUCACAGGGGAAAGGCAGGCUGCUCGGAUCAGAAACUUAUACCUCAGAGCUUUACUGAGGCAAGAUAUUGGAUACUUUGAUAGAGAAACAAACACUGGAGAAAUUAUUGAGAGGAUGUCCACCGAUGCUAUUAUAAUUCAAGAUGCUAUGGGCCAGAAGGUAGGAAAGUUUUUACAGCUUUCCGCAUCAUUCCUUGGAGGGUUUGUGAUAGCUUUUACCAAGGGAUGGCUCCUGACAACGGUCUUGCUUUCUGCUAUCCCUCUUCUUGUUAUCUCUGCUGCUUCUAUGAGUGUCCUUAUGGCAAAGCUGACGUCAAAAGGGCAAGCUGCUUAUUCAGCCGCAGCCGCUGUGGUCGAACAAACACUUGGCUCAAUCAGAACUGUUGUGUCGUUCACAGGGGAGAGGCAAGCUGUUGUGAAAUAUGAAAAAUCUCUAAGUAGAGCUUAUGAAGCUGGUGUACAGGAGGGAUUGGCUGCAGGGUUAGGUUCUGGAAUAUUUAUGUUAGUUCUGUUCUCCAGUUAUGCUUUGGGACUAUGGUUCGGGGCAAAAAUGAUUAUAGACAAAGGAUACACGGGCGGACAAGUCUUGAAUGUAGUAAUGGCUGUUCUUUCUGGAUCCUUUUCUUUAGGCCAGGUAUCUCCAUGCUUGAGUGCCUUUGCAGCUGGUCAAGUUGCUGCUUUUAAGAUGUUUCAGACAAUAUACAGAAGAUCAGAUAUAGAUCCUUAUAAUAUGGACGGAGUGGUUUUGAACGACAUCAAUGGGGACAUAGAGCUGAAGGAUGUGCACUUUAGUUACCCAUCCAGACCAGACGAGAGAAUAUUCAAUGGAUUCUCUCUCACGGUAUCAAGUGGGACGAUGUUAGCUUUGGUGGGACAAAGUGGAAGCGGAAAAUCGACUGUCAUUAAUCUUGUCGAAAGGUUUUAUGAUCCGCAAGCUGGUGAAAUUUUGAUCGAUGGUAUUAAUAUCAAAGAAUUUCAACUUAGGUGGAUCAGAGGAAAAAUCGGUCUUGUAAGCCAGGAACCGGUGUUGUUUGCUUCAAGCAUCAAAGACAAUAUUGCUUAUGGAAAGGAUGGUGCAAGUCUUGAAGAGAUUAAAGCUGCUGCAGAACAUGCCAAUGCUGCUAAAUUCAUAGACCAGCUGCCUCAGGGGCUAAACACAAUGGUUGGAGUGAACGGAACUCAGCUGUCCGGUGGGCAAAAGCAGAGGAUAGCUUUAGCUAGAGCAAUUCUAAAAGAUCCAAGAAUUCUACUUCUUGAUGAAGCUACUAGUGCUCUUGAUGCAGAAUCUGAAAGGACUGUACAGGAGGCACUGGACAGAGUCAUGAUCAGCAGAACAACAAUUGUUGUAGCCCAUCGAUUGAGUACAGUGAAGAAUGCUGAUUCCGUUGCUGUUAUUCAUCAAGGGAAAGUCGUAGAAAAAGGUUCACAUUCUGAACUGACACAAAAUCCUGAUGGAGCAUACAGCCAGCUCGUACAAUUGCAAGAGUUCAACAAAGAGUCGGUUUCUGCAGUGAAUGAUAAAGUUGCAACAGAGCGAAUCUCGUCCUUAAGGUCCAUAAGUCAGGGAUCAUCUGGAACAGGAAACAGCAGUCGUAAUUCAUUCCCAACGUCAGCAGGUCUCCCGACUGCAGCCAAUGUGGUGGAGAAAGCAUACAGAGAAUCGCACACUCCACCUUCAUUGCAACACAAGGUAGAGCAUAAAGUAUCACUUUACCGCUUGGCUUGCCUUAAUAAACCGGAGACUCCAGAGUUAGUACUUGGUUCGUUAGCUGCAAUGGUGAAUGGUUCAAUAUUGCCACUCUUGGGGCUCCUACUUUCUAGCAUGAUUAAAGCUUUUUAUGAGCCACCUCACAGGCUUCGCAAGGAUUCCAAAUUUUGGGCAUGCAUGUUUGUCGUUCUUGGCAUGGCAUCUCUUUUGGCCACUCCGCUUAGGACAUACUUCUUCGCUGUGGCAGGUUGCAAGCUGAUCAAGCGAAUACGUUUGAUGUGCUUUGAGAAAGUAGUUCACAUGGAAAUAUGCUGGUUCGACAGAAUUGAGAACUCUAGCAGUGCAGUAGGUUCCCGACUUUCUGCAGAUGCAACGUCUGUGAGAAAUCUAGUCGGAGAGUCACUUGCGAUACUCGUUCAAAAUAUUUCAACAGCCAUCGCUGGUUUGAUCAUUGGUUUCGGAGCAAGCUGGGAAUUGUCCCUUAUAAUCCUGGUCAUGCUUCCGCUUAUUGGACUAAAUGGUUAUCUUCACAUGAAAUUUAUCACUGGAUUUAGUGCUGAUACAAAGAAAUUAUAUGAAGAUGCAACUCAAGUUGCCAGCGAUGCUGUUGGCAGUAUCCGAACAGUUGCUUCCUUUUGUGCAGAAGAGAAGGUGAUGGAGCUGCACCAAGAAAAAUGUGAAGCUCCCCUCAGAUUAGGAACCAAACAGGGUCUACUCAGUGGAGCAGGUUUUGGGAUGUCGCUGUUCUUUCUAUAUUCAGUCUAUGCAGCUGGUUACUAUGCUGGUGCUCGGCUUGUUGAUGCUGGAAAGAUAAACUUUGGAGAUGUUUUUCGUGUUUUUCUUGGUCUCAGCAUGACAGCCAUUGCAAUAUCCCAGUCGGGCGCCCUUGCACCAGACUCCGGUAAAGCCAACGCUGGAGCUGCUUCUGUUUUCGCUCUUCUUGAUCAGAAAUCAAGAAUAGACUCUUCUGACAGCUCAGGAAUGACACUAGAAAACGUUAAUGGAGGUAUAGUUUUCCAGCAUGUCAGCUUUAGGUACCCCAAUAGGCCCGAUGUUCAAAUUUUCGAGGAUUUGUGCUUGGCUAUUAAUUCAGGCAAGACUGUUGCAAUUGUUGGAGAAAGUGGGAGCGGAAAGUCGACAAUCAUUUCCUUGUUACAACGAUUUUAUGAUCCAGAUUCAGGCCAGAUCACACUAGACGGCAUUGGAAUCCAGAAGCUGAACUUGAAGUGGUUCAGACAGCAAAUAGGCCUGGUGAGCCAGGAGCCUGUUUUGUUCAACGACACGAUCUGGGCCAACAUCGCGUAUGGAAAGGAAGGCAAUGCCAAUGAGGCGGAAGUCGUAGCUGCUGCAGAGUUGGCGAAUGCACACAAAUUCAUCAGUGGUAUGCAGAAGGGGUAUGAGACAAUGGUUGGUGAGAGGGGGAUCCAGUUGUCUGGCGGCCAGAAGCAGCGAGUUGCAAUCGCAAGAGCUAUAGUUAAGGCUCCAAAGAUACUACUACUCGACGAGGCCACCAGUGCUCUUGAUGCCGAAUCAGAGAAAGUCAUUCAAGAUGCUUUAGACCGAGUCGUGGUGGACAGGACCACAAUCGUGGUGGCUCAUCGGCUGUCCACAAUCAGGAAUGCUGAUCUGAUCGUGGUUCUGAGAAACGGAGUUGUCGCAGAGAAAGGCAGGCAUGAGACUUUGAUCAACAAGAAAGACGGCGUAUACGCCUCUUUAGUUGCGUUGCAAGGGGAUGGCGAUGGUGUUUCUUCUUAGACAGUUGCUGCUGCUCUUGUUUUUCCUAAUAGUACAAAUGCAGUUUGUGAGGGCUGGAAUAAACACUAUGGUCUCAGCAAUGUAAUAAAGCUUAAGGAAACUUGUCCUUUUACCUCUUAUGAAGCUGCUAAACUAGACCUUA